Molecule: messenger RNA, 3375 nt
Organism: Diaporthe amygdali
Lineage: Eukaryota; Fungi; Ascomycota; Sordariomycetes; Diaporthales; Diaporthaceae
Exons: 4
Coding region: 1-3375 (1124 amino acids)
Cellular component (GO): nucleus; cytoplasm
Molecular function (GO): protein binding
Source: RefSeq, a predicted model, not a curated record
AUGUCUGCACCACGCGUACCAGGUCUCCCAUCCGAUAUCAGGUCAGCGGAGACUCCGAAAGACCUCAGCCUAUGGAAUAGAAAGAGGGAUACUUUCUAUGACCUUUACAUCUGCCAGAACAAAACAUUGGAUGAUGUCAAGAUGACCAUGGAAAGUGACCAUGGAUUUUCCAAAACGUUGAAGCUCUCUGAAUACGAGCGCAUACUCCGAGAAGAAUUCAAGUUCAGGAAAAACCUCAGUGCCGACGAUUGGCGCCGUUCUAUCGGUCCACAAAUCGCGAAGCGAAAGGCAGAAGGCAAGCGCAGUAAGGUGCUUCUCAACGGGUCCGAGGUUCAGAAUGUGAAUAGGAGAAUCAAAAGAUCAUUCAGGAGCAAAAGUUCACAUCAACGUGCCAAAGUCCAUACUGCGGCAUUGCCUUAUGGGUUGGUUAUCAGGACCCCAUCGCCGCAACCUUCAACACUUGUGGUUUCAUCUAUGUCGGUCAGGAAGCUCCGGGCCAACGAGAUCGAAGGACACGAGACACACCAACCACCUAUGGAGUCUCUUGCAGACACUCCGGCUGGAUCGGAUUGGUUCCGUAUCUUGACCGCCGCUGUCCCUCUCUCGCAUGCUGGUUCCAUGGCAACGGUAGUGUUGUCAGCCCAGUUUCUGAGAGAGGGCUGUCCUAUUAAUAGAUUUCUUACGAUGUUGGAUGAAUACCAACGCAGCUUCAACCAAGCGGACCUGAGGCUUUUCGGGCCUAAUACCACUAUCAGCAUACUAGGAAAGAUGUGCUUCUAUCUUUCCAACGGCUACCUGGAAGAGACAAUGUCUAUACGUGAGAUAAGAUCAAUGCUUGAUUGGAUCGGAUUCUCGGUCGACAUUGCAGCCUUGAAGGCUUUCUUUGGUCAGAAAGCAUUAACAAUUCAAGCCGCAUGGGAGAAUUUGGAUUACAUGGCUCGCGAUUGGAUACAUAUGGCCGCGUUUAACGUCCUUGUAUCUGUUCGCCUGUCAAUUAUGAAUCAAGCACCCUGGACCAUGCAAAGACCGGUUGAUGGCAUUGCAGAUUAUAUCGACACGGCCCGAAGUCCUGUGGCGACCAUGUUUCACGCUCAUCCAUACGACCAAAGUGAAUUGGACAGGGCAUUGCGAUUCGCUGUAAUCAGGAAGAGCUCGGUUGAAUUGGUGAAGCAGCUGAUCAGCGCUGGCGCGUCCCUCACAAACAUCGCUAAUCGGGACAUCAUAGGAAUAUUAUGUUCCCCGGACCAAUCCAAAACAUGUGGCCCAACCGAGCACACUUUUUUGCAAGUUCUUUUGGAGGCUGGUGCAGUGGUCGAUGAACCUGCCUCUUCCCUACUCUGGGCGCAUCCAGAUUCCCGAACCCACGCUACGGAUUGCAUACUUCUGAGCGAACAUCAACCUGCAUGUAAUAGCCUCUGGUCGCUUGUGUAUCAACACAGCGAUUACCAACAAACCACUGUUACGGUACCUGGCAUCUUUCUGGCUGCACAAGGCGGACAAGAGCACCUGCGUUCAUACCUUGAUGCACGGUUGGAGCCCAGCGACGGUCAACAUAGAAAGCACAUCCUCGAGGUCGCUCUAUCGGAGGCUUCAGAGAGAGGAUACGCCCAAGUGGUUCAAGGUCUGGUGCAAUUCGGUGUCGACCCGAAUGUCUGCACGUUGCCACGGAUCUGUGACAAUAGAAUGUGCGAGAAUCACGUCUGGCAUCCUAUCGUUCGGGCAGCGAAUGCGGGACAAACAGAGACGUUGCAGAUACUUGUAGCUGCAUCGACCAUCGAUGCUGCCAUGGUGAACGAACGUGUGGUCCUAGGGCUUGACUUUUGUGCGUUGCGCAACAUGGGGGAUUCCCAGUGCGACCAAGUCCUGCAAGUCCUCUCAACGCUGGACCUUCACAGUGCUACUCGCUGCGAAAUCCUCCUGCAAGCGAUAAAAGAGCCUUGUGCCAGACCCCGGUAUUCUGGGGUAUGCGGGCAUAAAGGUCCAGACUUUCAACUCGUCAACCGGCUUCUUCAGCUCAAGUUGGCAUGCUUGGAUUGCGGAAAACGAUAUGAUGGGAAAAUUCAACACUUCAUACUGCGCGCAGUAGCGAACGGUUGCAGGGCAAGGACAUUGGAUUACCUUCGAGAACGGAACGUGGAGUUCCCCACUGCGCUAUCCGCCAGGAGGAUUGGAGCGCUUGUGAAGGCCGCCCUAGAGCGUGUCUAUGACAGAGGUCUCGAGAUACUGGUAUUCCUCGCCCAAAAUGUUGAAGAUGAUUUUCGGUCAUAUGUUCAAGCGAACGGCCCAUCUCUUCUCACAUCCUCUAUUAAGGGAAGGUACUGUUCGCUGGAACGUGGCAAUGCUAUAAAGCAAUGGGCAAACGACUGUGACGCCGUGGUUGCAGUGAAGUGGUUUUUGGGUCUAGGAGCUUCCUUCAGCUACCCCGAGCACGAUUCUUUCCUUGCCAAGCUCAUUCCACACGCCAGUGAUAGCUUCAUCCUGGAAAUGAUUGGAAGAGGGGCAAAUGUGAACGGAGUAGAUGACGGAUGGACUGCUCUACAGCGAUCAAUUGAGCUUCGUCGGCUAAAUCUGGCAGUCGCGCUAAUCGAGAGGGGUGCCCAGGUCAAUGCUCCCCCAGGAAGGCGUUCUGGACGCACCGCACUCCAAGCGGCCUGCCAGAGGGUCGCCCCGCUGUGGUUCAUCGAGUUUUUGGUUGACAAGGGAGCAGACGUGAAUGCCCCCCCGGCACCAAAUAACGGGUAUACCGCACUUCAAGCCGCCUGUCUUCUUGGCGCACCACUUUCGUGCAUCAGUUUCCUCAUUGAGAAGGGAGCAGAUGUGAAUGCUCCUCCCGCUCCAGUGGAGGGAGAGACCGCGCUUCAGUGUGCGGCAAUGCGUGGAUCGAUGAACGUGGUAGGACUGCUGCUGGAUCACGGAGCCGACGCAAACGCGCUAAGCGGAUAUUCAACCUUGGAAGACUUCUGCCGUGCAAUUGAUCUUGCCAUAGGACUUUCCAGAUUGGACAUGGUCCAUUUCCUGAUCUCAGCAGGUGCGAGAAGUCGGCAGCCUGGAUUGACAGGCUUCGACGGCGCUAUCGCAAUUGCGACUAGUGACAGGCACUUCGCCAUUGCUGAUCUGCUACAGGAACAUGCUGACUCUCUCUGUGAAGAUCCAUUAGAAGCGGAGAGAAAGUGGCUGCAGGCAAAUCCUCAGGCAUGCAUGUAUAAUGGCAGUAUAUUGCCCGCAGACUGGGCGUCUGUCAUCGAGAGUUUGCCCAGGAGCAGCUUCGAGGAAUAUAUCGAGGAACUAGGCAUUCCGAAACCUGAGCUUCUAGAAGUUUCUGAUGAGGAAUGGUCGUCGAGCAGCGAGGACGAGGACAUGUCAUCGGACGAUUAA